Molecule: messenger RNA, 1695 nt
Organism: Necator americanus (New World hookworm)
Lineage: Eukaryota; Metazoa; Nematoda; Chromadorea; Rhabditida; Ancylostomatidae
Exons: 12
Coding region: 1-1695 (564 amino acids)
Source: RefSeq, a predicted model, not a curated record
AUGCAGUGGCUCCUUGCGCUAAUUUUCUUCACAACACAAUGCUCAGCAAGUGAUUUGAUUCGACGUGCGAUAUUUGACUGCCAACGGAUCGAUAGCGCAUUUUGCUGCACGUCUAGGGUGCGCAGCCUUUGCGCGGAGCAAUGCAAGGAUGUGAAGUGCGGCACGCCCAUUUCAGAAAACGAUCAACAUGACGGCGAUGCUCGACUUGGAAUUAGCCGUAAACAUAAUUCUGCAAGAGAUAUGGCAACAGAUCCGAACAUCGAGCUUUUCACUCCUCCACCUCAAUUCUCGAAGUUCGACUCCAGACAAUCUGAAUCACACGAUGGUCAAGCGAAGAUCUCUCGAACCAGUACGGAUGCACCAGAUGUUUCGUCACUUCCACCGCCACCGCCGCCUCCCCCACCACCACCGCCGCCUCCACUUCCUCCGCCACAGUUUUCCUCUACUCAUGCGCCUAUCACUCAGGCGCCACCAGGCGGCUUCCCGACAUUAAUUCCGUAUGAGCCGAGCAUCGAUAGUACGGCAUUCAUAGUGAGAAAGCUAGAGGAGGUUACACCAGGACCACUUCUCCAUUCUACCAUUGUUAAGUCGAUCCAUCAUCGGUCUCGGACAACUCCUGAUCCACGGAUCAUAAAGCCACCUGAAUCACUAGUGGUGAUUGGAGAAUAUGAUGAGGAAGAGCCGUUGGAUAAUCAGAGCACGAGUGCGUCAGAAUCAACUGAAGAAUCCGGGCUUCGACAAGCUCGAACAUUACCUGUUCGUCCGAAUGGGGUAAUGAUGCCAAACUCGUUCAUAUCGCAAGAAGCAUCAGUUGAUCCGAAGCCAACUCGUGGCGAGUCAAGUGGGUGGAGACAAAAACCGUCACAAGGCUGGUCUGUGAAGAUAAUUCCCGUUCAAAAGAUAAAAGCUUGGCCCGAAGGAGUGGAUAAGCUACCGAAAUUUGCUGUCGAUGGAAGUGCUGUGAGACGUGAGGAAAAUUCACGUAAAGACGGCUCAUCGUUGAUCCGAACAUUCUCCGUGGGACCUUCCAAGGUAAACAUGUUAGUGCCUAACAAUGUCGAUUUUCUGGAACCAAAAGUUAUAGAGUUUGUUGCUACAAUGCGAACAACUCAAUCACCUUUCCGAGUUUCCAAUAAUCGGCAGUUACCUAACAGGAUUUCUAUCAAUCCCGCGCGACGGACAAAUUCUGGAUCCGCUCUAACGCCUUCGAUUUCACCUGAACCGUCCUUUUCGUUUGUACAGCGUCCAUCACCUGUAUCAGAGUUCAGCAAACCACAACCACCUCCGCCAUCUCCGCCACCUCCUCAGUGUGGAGUGGCUCCAGAAUUUAAACCUUGUGUUAGGGCGGAGCAGGCCAGCGCUGCUCUUCUACAGUGUUGCCAGAAGAAGAAUUUAUCUCCAGGAUGCCUGUCUUUAUGUAGAUAUGACAUCACGCAGGCAGAGGUUCGUUCGGCGAUGGACCGUGGUUUGUGCGGUAUUUUCAGUGUUGCCCCGUAUCUGGAAUGCGCUUCUCAAGGCAAGGACAACACGGAGUGUUGUCGACAUAAAGGAAUUGUAGCGAGGACAGGCCCUCAAUGCGAGCAAUUUUGCCGACCCUCGAAAGGACUAAGCGCGCUCGGAUUGCAACAUAUUGUAUGUGCGAAUGCGAUUGGAGAUAUGCUCCAGUGUCAUCAUGCUGGGAUCAGACUUCGGUAG